GCUGCAUACAUCGAAGGACACAACAGCAGAACUGGUUUCUUUUGCUAGAUCGAAAUCAUGGCAGGUCUAGAAACUAAUACCAAAUUCCAUUUCACUGGUAUCAGAAAAUAUUUCAACUCUUAUAUUCUCACAGACAGAAUGCAUUGUGUACUGGACACGUACAGAGGCAUUGCUUUGGUGUUCUUAUACUUCAAGUUAAGGUCAGAAAAAACACCAGCUGUGAGAGGAACAUCAAUGAAUUUGAAACUGUACCUUAUCUGUUAA
Messenger RNA from Lutra lutra (Eurasian river otter), 264 nucleotides. Its product is annotated as ATP synthase membrane subunit K, mitochondrial-like. The coding region runs from base 58 to 264 and encodes 68 amino acids. The record is from RefSeq and is a predicted model, not a curated record. NCBI's taxonomy places the organism in Eukaryota, Metazoa, Chordata, Mammalia, Carnivora, Mustelidae. The transcript has a single exon.